Messenger RNA from Drosophila montana, 662 nucleotides. RefSeq lists its product as uncharacterized. The transcript is spliced from 3 exons. Lineage: Eukaryota; Metazoa; Arthropoda; Insecta; Diptera; Drosophilidae. The coding region runs from base 115 to 546 and encodes 143 amino acids. The record is from RefSeq and is a predicted model, not a curated record.
CAUUCGACUUCAAACUUUCUAGUAAGAAACAUCUGGUUUUAGAAAAUUACAAAAUCAUUUUUUAAAAAAAUACAAAUUUUGUAAAAUUUAUCUUUUGGGUUUGUAAAAAGCGUGAUGGAUUACGGCAACAGUGGUGCAGAAUUCAAUUGGAACUACAUGGGAGGCAUGGGAGGCGCUAGCGGCCAAGGCGGCCAAGGCAUGUCUGGCUAUAAUCCACAGGUGAGUCAGAUGAGUCAGGGCGGCUAUAGUAGCGGACAGGGUGGCGGACAGCAGUGGCUACACUCAAAUCAAGCCAACCCGCACUCAAACUACCAGCAGGGUAUGGCCUCCAAUUCGACUCCACCAGCUGCCUAUGAGGCAUACAAUCAGUCAAUGAUGCGUUACGCAAAUUUACCCAAAUCUGAAGGUGGCGGAAUGGGUCAGAUGGCUAUGAGUGCCAUGAGCGGUAAUUACGGCGCCUAUGCCGCCGGAAUGAACCGCAAUGGACUCGGCCAUGCUGGCGGUGGCAUGGGUCAAGGCGCCAAUAGCGGUUAUACCAGCUGGUAAAAGAUUGCGCACAGCCACUCUGCAUUCACGUAUUUUGCUCAUCCUUAUUCUGAAGCCGAAAUUUCUGACUAAUUCUCAUGUUAAAUUUAUAUUAAAUGAAAAAAUUAACGAAAGCA